Messenger RNA from Setaria italica (foxtail millet), 768 nucleotides. RefSeq names its product heat shock factor-binding protein 1. The transcript has 5 exons. Gene Ontology annotation, biological process: cellular heat acclimation. Bases 114 to 449 code for a protein of 111 amino acids. NCBI's taxonomy places the organism in Eukaryota, Viridiplantae, Streptophyta, Magnoliopsida, Poales, Poaceae. Gene Ontology annotation, cellular component: nucleus; cytosol. Gene Ontology annotation, molecular function: transcription corepressor activity. The record is from RefSeq and is a predicted model, not a curated record.
CCGCAAGCUAGCUCCUCUCGCCUCCGUCUUCCCUCGGAAGUUAGAUUUCUAAAGACUCGCCUUGUUCUCAAAUUUGGGGUUCUUGCGCGUGGAGCGGCGAGCCAACGAGUAGGAUGGGGAGUACGGCGCAGUGGGUACCCGGAGGGCCAAGGCACGCCGCCGUCUUGGGGGCCGGGCGGCGCGGUUGUCGGGCUGAACAAGAUUCUGAUGGCUCGGCCCAAAGCACUGCUGAUAUGACUGCUUUUGUGCAAAAUCUUCUGAUGCAGAUGCAAACCAGGUUUCAAGCUAUGUCGGAGAACAUCAUUUCAAAAAUAGAUGAGAUGGGUAUGAGAAUCGAUGAAUUGGAGCAGAGCAUCAAUGACCUCAAGGCUGAGAUGGGCAGCGACAGCAUGACAACGCCAUCUAAGACAAAGGAUGAAGGGUCAAAACCUGCUGGCAGCUCUGCAUGAGCAAGCACAGCAGAAGCAGCUGGUAUCUUAGGCAUUUGUCGCUAACAAAUACCUGUUAUGAGGUUUCAUAUGAGAGAAGGUUGUUACUGAUGUGGUACUUCCGAUGUUUGUGGAAGUAUUUGCUAUGAUUUUUAUAUAAACUGUAUUCAUCCUGUAGACCUACUGGUGCUUAUGUACAUGCAUGUCAUGUCGGCUGCUAGAACGCUAGUAGAGAUUUAUUUAGCUUCUGGUGUUUGUGACAAGUAUCCGGUGAGAUUGCUGCUUUAUUCCUCUGUGUGACAUCGGAUCAAUACUCAUAAAAUAUGUGCAAUUUUUCGUA